UGUAAAUUACCAAAUUGUUUCUGUUUAGGACAAAAGGAUCCGCCUGGAAAUUUAACUAUCUCUGAAAUUCCUCAGCUUGUUGUUUUGGCAUUUAAUGAUGCCGUAAAUAUUCAAAAUUAUGGAUAUUACUUGAAGUUAUUCAACCAGACGAGAAAGAAUGGCAAUGGCUGUCCGAUAAAGAUGACGAUGUUUGUACAAGAUUUGUAUACAAAUUACACAAUGGUCAAGGAUUUAUACAAAAGAGGUAUGGAAAUGGCGUCCCAUAGCAUCACCCAUAAACUUCCCAUAUCAUUUUGGCAAGAAGCAACCAAAAAAGAAAUAUCGUAUGAGAUCCUAGAACAGAAAUCCAGACUAGUUGAAAAGGCGGGAAUUCCAAGUAAAGAAAUCCGCGGAUGGAGAAGUCCCUAUCUACAGCCUUCUGGUGAUAACCAAUUCUCUGUAUUGGACAAGAACAAUUUUGAAUAUGAUGCUAGUUUAAGCAUUCAACGGAGAAAGCUUGACGAAGAACUAUUUUGGCCUGGAACUUUACAUUAUAAAUGGUCCUACAAGUGUGACAAAUGGCCAUGUCCAGAGAAGAACUAUUCCAUGUGGGAAGUACCUGUGGUGUCGUUAGUGGACCAGGAUGGAUUGUAUCCCUGUUCCUAUGUGGAUUCCUGCAUCAAUCUUCCGAAAAACGAAGAAGCAGCUUUCCAACUAUUGUGGAAGAAUUUCAACAGUUACUAUCGUACCAACAAAACACCAUUCAUUGUUAAUAUCCAUGCUCGAUGGCUGAAUACAGAUUUCCAGAUGGUUGCCAUGGAAAGGUUUAUUAUGUCUUUAUUAGGUAUGGAUGAUGUCUAUAUUGUUACGAUGCAUCAAAUGUUAGAAUGGAUGCGGAAUCCUGUGAAUCUGACGGAUAUUUUACAUUAUGAAGCCUGGAAG
Molecule: messenger RNA, 921 nt
Organism: Lottia gigantea (owl limpet)
Lineage: Eukaryota; Metazoa; Mollusca; Gastropoda; Lottiidae
Exons: 1
Biological process (GO): carbohydrate metabolic process
Molecular function (GO): hydrolase activity, acting on carbon-nitrogen (but not peptide) bonds
Source: RefSeq, a predicted model, not a curated record